CAGCACCUUUUCUUGCUAGUUUUUUUUCCCUUCCAAAUAUGACAUUUACUAUAAUUAGUAGCAUAGCAACCUGCUUUUAUUUUCAAGUUAAGAGAUAUUAACCUAUUAAUAGUAAAAAAACAACAAAAAGAUGAAACUUCUAAUGUUGACACCCCAUUAACAACCUCGUUCCUCAAAGCGAUUCUUAGUUUUAACAUAUUUCAAACUGUUACAGGUAUUAUGUUGUGCAUCAUUUCCUUACAUCGUGAUUCAUUAAACAUCCAACAACUCCUUAGAAUAUUUUCUUGUUUUGAAUUUACACAAGAGGCGAAAGAUGAUGAUGGUUCAUUGUUAUUGUUGUUAUUCUAUUUGUAGAGAACAUCUAUGGUUUUACAAAUUAUAAGUCUCUUUUGUAUAACAACCAUUAUAGGACAAAGAAGAUCAAAUUCAAUCCUCUAAGAACAUCAUAAAUAUUUGCAGGCUCAAUCUUGAAUUGUUGUGUAAGUUUUAUAGUCAAUGCCAAUGCCAUUGAGCAUUCCAGAGCCACCACCAACGGAGAAUGCUUCAAAGGAUAAAGUCACUAAUAAAGACGCCUCUCAGAAUUUUGCUACCUAUGUCUAUCAAGCAAAAGUAGCAGAAUCAUUUCGCAGUGUAUCCGUGACAUGGUGCAAGAACACUACAGAACACUUUGUUUCCAUGAGCGUGGAAAAACCUUUUGACGAAAACAAACUUACAUGCAAGAUUGAUUUAGAAUCCGGACAAUCUUGGGGGAAAAAGGGUCUAAAAUCCUUUGAAAUAGAAGGUGCAAGAGUAGAUAUUUUUUGGGAUUUUCGACACGCAAAAUUCUCCAUGAAUCCACAACCUUGCUCGGGCUACUAUGUUGCCUUGGUUUACAAGAAAGAGGUACUUUUGUUACUUGGAGAUUUAGAGAAUGAUGCUUAUACAAGAACCAAAUCAAAACCAUCUUUAGAAGAAGCUACCUUGUUAAGCAAAAAAGAGAAUGUGCAUGGGAAGAAGCUAUUUUGUACAAGAGCCAUGUUGGAAGAGGGUAAACCAGAACAUGAUGUUGUGAUUGAGACUUCCCUUUCCGGGCCUGAUGAUCCAGAAAUGUGGAUUAGCAUAGAUGGGAUGUUGGCCAGUAGAAUAAUGAACUUGAAUUGGAAAUUUAGAGGAAAUGAAAUAGUUAUGGUGAAUAAUUUACCUGUCCAAAUCUUUUGGGAUGUGCAUGAUUGGUUAUUCAAUGACAUUGGUUCAGGCCCUGCCUUGUUUAUUUUCAAGCCAGGAUUUUUGGAACAUACCAAUGAUCCUAAUAGCAGAGAAUGGACAGAAAGAAGUGAAGGUAGUAGCAAAUAUGACUUAAUAGAAGAGAAUCCAUCCACCGGAAGUUUUUUUCAUUUUCUAUAUGCUUGGAGAACUGAUUAAAAUUCAUUGUUAUUGUUGCUUUCUUUUUUUGGUAGUAAAAUUUUUACUUUCAUACAUUAUCUUCUUCGUCAGCAUAUGAGCUAGAGUUAUUAAAAGUAUUGUUUCAAGUCCACUUAUUUUUUAAGAAUUU
Messenger RNA from Cicer arietinum (chickpea), 1531 nucleotides. RefSeq lists its product as uncharacterized. Lineage: Eukaryota; Viridiplantae; Streptophyta; Magnoliopsida; Fabales; Fabaceae. The record is from RefSeq and is a predicted model, not a curated record.